AAAUGACAACAACAACAACAACAAUAACAAUAAAAAGACUUUUCUGAAGUGAAUAAUUAUCACCGCGGUUACAUUAAUUUUUGCUUUGCAUUCUAGUUUCCUAACUUAUUUUCCAUUUACCUUGUUGUCUUUCUUGAUCUCUAAAGAUGUCAGCAUAACACUUACAGUACACAACGUCAGAUCAGAGAGAUGUCUCGAAAUAUUUUGGUGUUUGCUUGGAUAAUUACCAUUUGUUUUAUAAACAAUGCCACCUCAAAAAAGGUUGCCCUUACUGGGCUGAAGCCUCAAAGUCUCUCCCCGAUACAAACGUCCAUCACAGAAGAUAUUAAAACGCCAACAACAGGUACUUCGCUCACAAAAUCACCGACGCCAACAUCUCCUCCACGCAAAGCCAUCUUCCCCACUUUCCAAGUCGCAAAACGGGAAUCGUACCCAGAAUCCUGUGGAGACUAUGAGAUCCCUGGUUUUAGUCUGGAAUUAGACUCUGGACAAACUUGUUUGGUUGAUGAGAAUGGAUUAAUGUUUGGAGCUUGUGCGACGCGCAUCUCGGAUCCAAAUAAUUGUGGAUGGGCGGAGAUUUGCGUGGAUCGACAUGCCUGUACGAGUAGUUGUGGGAGAACUUCUGUCCCUAAUUUGAGUGUUACGACUUGGUAUGUGAGCUUGCUAUAUCUUCUUUUGCAAAUCGCAAGUCUAUGGUCAAAUAAGGAGUAAUUGGGAGAGGAGGGAACCACAAAUUAUAGUGUGCAGCUUUAUAUUUGACAGCACUCUGCUGACUUUGUGCUGACCUUUUGGGUUAACAGCGGUGGUAAUAGAGAUGGAAAUGAUUAUUGCGCCAUGUGGUAUCUCGUGACAGAAACCUAUAUCUACACAUCUAUUACAUGUAGCGAUCGACAAAGCUGGCAGACUUGGGAUGCUACUUUGGUUACAUCAAUGUCUGUGAAUCUCGCUACCUUAUUUACUACUACUGCUGCCGCACCCACAUCUACAUCUAAAUCAGAAAUUUCGAGCACUUUAACUAUCUCAGUUGCAAAUGUAAGCGGAGAAGGUAACAGUAGUACUGUCUACUCGGGCCCCCAUGAUAGCAAUCAUUCGUUAGGAGCAAUAAUCGGGGGAGUAGUCGGUGGACUUGGUGCUGUCUCAAUUUUGGCUGGCCUCGCCUGGUUCUUCCAUCGUCGUAUGGAGUCCGAAAAAAGAGCCAGCAGAGCUCUCGCAUUUGAUCCUGGACAUUCUUCUUCUGAUGACCCCGAUCCACCCAAUGUGAUAGGCUCCACUCAGGCCGGUUCGCACCACUCCGUCAGGUCGUCGAAGCUCACCGGAGGUCCUGGCCAAGGAUAUCCUAGGAUGAGCUAUGUGGAUAGUCCACUUGGGAGCCCGAAUAUUGAUGGUAGUAUUCAUAAUGGCGGAAUUCGCACUUCAAUGGUUACAACACCAGGUGGUGCACCAAGUGUGCAUAGCGCGUAUGCUGAUAAUCCUGUACAUGAAAUGCAUGCCGAUACCAUUGGGCCUGCUGAGUUACAAGCAUGAGGAUCAACAGGUUAUUACUUAUGCAUCGAAAACGGAGUUGGGUAAAAUUUCAUACAGACUUUUUCGAGGGAUGUAUACGUGGACUUCCGCAGAAUAGAACUGGUCAAGGGAUGAAGGCAUUCGAAAAGUUCACAUUUGGAGUUUUCUAGUGCUGCCAAUCUCAUGGUGGAAUGAAAGGGGGCAUACAAUUUCCUUUGACAUGGCUUGGAAGUGAGGAGAUGAUAGAUUCGUGAAUAAUUCUUGGAAUUUAUUCAUGGUUAUCCAGAGUCUUCUCCACGGAGUCGUCUUGUUGGAUAAUCUGACAAUAAGUCUAGUACCCUACUUUCCGGCCACCCCUAAUUCCGGCCACCUUUUCACAUCAAAAAUAAUCAUUUUCACCUAUUAAUAUUUCAACAA
This is a messenger RNA of Sclerotinia trifoliorum, 1920 nucleotides long. The record is from the annotation of a GenBank genome assembly. NCBI's taxonomy places the organism in Eukaryota, Fungi, Ascomycota, Leotiomycetes, Helotiales, Sclerotiniaceae.